Messenger RNA from Diospyros lotus (date-plum), 297 nucleotides. RefSeq lists its product as uncharacterized. The record is from RefSeq and is a predicted model, not a curated record. Lineage: Eukaryota; Viridiplantae; Streptophyta; Magnoliopsida; Ericales; Ebenaceae. Bases 40 to 297 code for a protein of 85 amino acids. The transcript is spliced from 2 exons.
AAUGAAAUAGGAGUUGAAGCUAUAUUUCGAGAAAAACGCAUGAUUCGAAGAAAGAAACAAUUUGAUGAAGAUGGCAGUGAUGAGGUAACACAAUCAGCAGAAGAUUCUUUUAGAGUAAAUUAUUUCCUCUUCAUAAUUGAUCAGGCUCGUUCUUCACUUCAAACUAGAUUUGAACAAUUUCAAAAAUAUGGUUGCAUCUGCAGAAAGAAGUUUUUCCAAGUUGAAGUUGAUCAAGACUUAUCUUCGCUCAACUAUGUCACAAGACAGAUUGAAUGGAUUGGCUAUGUUGUCUAUUGA